Molecule: messenger RNA, 1641 nt
Organism: Cicer arietinum (chickpea)
Lineage: Eukaryota; Viridiplantae; Streptophyta; Magnoliopsida; Fabales; Fabaceae
Product: universal stress protein PHOS32-like
Source: RefSeq, a predicted model, not a curated record
AUCCAGUUUAAUUAAACAAAGUAGUAAUAAUGGACGCUUAUAAAACAGUGAAAGAAGCAACAGAGAAAUUCAACAACGUAAGAGAAAAAUAGAAACCUCUUCUCUUGUUAUUUGAUUCGCUUCUAUAUAUCAAACUCCAACAAUUUGCUCAAUUUUGGAUUUACUAAAUUUGUUCCAAAAAUCUAUCUCCCUAUAUUUUAGCCCGUACGCUCUAUCCUGUGACCAAAAUCGUAAUUUCCCCUCCGACAUGAAUCCACAAUCACCGGUUCGACCCGAACCGGAUCAUCCAGCUCGUUUCGCCUUUCCAUCCGAUUCACACCGCAAAGUCGCGAUCGCCGUUGAUCUCAGCGACGAAAGCGCCUACGCCGUCCGAUGGGCGGUCCAAAACUAUCUCCGACCAGGCGAUACCGUAAUCCUCCUCCACGUCCGUCCAACGAGCGUCCUCUACGGCGCCGAUUGGGGUUCCGUUGACCAAACCCUAAACGACGAAAACGAAACCGAAUCUUCAGAGAACUCACGUCGGAAAAUGGAAGACGAAUUCGACAAUUUCACGGCGACGAAAGCGAGCGACCUUGCACAACCAUUGGUGGAGUCACAAACUCCGUUCAAGAUCCACAUUGUGAAGGAUCAUGAUAUGAAAGAGAGGCUUUGUUUGGAAGUUGAGAGGCUUGGAUUGAGCGCUGUUAUUAUGGGGAGCCGUGGAUUUGGUGCUUUGAAAAGAGCUUCUACGGGUAGGCUUGGAAGCGUCAGUGAUUAUUGUGUUCGUCACUGUGUUUGUCCUGUUGUUGUUGUUCGUUUUCCUGAGGAGAAUAAUGGCGAUGGAGUUCAGGGUAAAGAUAGUGUUGGUGAAAAAGUGGAACUUCACCCUGUGCCUGAGGAAGAACAUGAGGAGUAUCAUGAUGCUUCUGAUGAACAGAAAGAUGCUUAAUUACAGUGCCGAGCAAUAUCAAUGUCCUACUAACUUCAGGCAGACUUAAUGUAUUUUUUUUCCAGAAAAUGGUCAUAGCAUCAAGACAUGCGACAAUCCGGGAAAAAUAUGUUACACUUAUCUGGAAAAAAUUUACAUUGUAAAGCGAUUGUUUGGUUGGUUGGAAUUUGUAUGCUUUUGAACAAUUUGUUCCUAUACUGCUUCAAUAUUGACGAGUUUGAAUAUACUAUCUUACUACUUCGAUGAUUGGAUUUGGAGGCUCUGCAUGCACUUCAUGAUUGGAAACUGCAUAUAGACUUUCAGACAAUGAAAACUUUGUUUUAUUGUCGAAUGUGUUUAGUUCAUAAAAGAUGUGUAUGUUUGUCCUGUAAAUAUAUCUUACAUUGUAUGAAUUCUCAUUUGCUUCAUAUGAUGGUAGCAAAAUACAUUUGGGAUUGUUGGGUUCCAUUAUGGUACAACUUUCAGGUCGCAGUGAAGUGUUUGCGCUAAACUUUUUAACCCUAUUUUCGUCAUUUUGGGAUUGGUCCAAUUAAAUAUGGAAGGAGACUCACAUAAUUAAGUGAGAUUUGCAUGAAUUUCACUGGCAGAGUAUUGUAAAGUGUUAAAUAGUGUGUUUGUAGCAUUUUUUGUUGCUCGUUCAUCUUGUUUUAACUUGUUGUACCCCUUGGUAUUUUCCAUCGCAAUGCUAAAAGUAAAAUUGGUGAUCAAGUGUA